Messenger RNA from Lactuca virosa, 375 nucleotides. The record is from the annotation of a GenBank genome assembly. Lineage: Eukaryota; Viridiplantae; Streptophyta; Magnoliopsida; Asterales; Asteraceae.
AUGCACAUGGUAGAGAUGGUGUAUGGAGGUCGUUAUCAUAUUUUUGUUAAGACUUUGACAGGUAAGACUAUCAAGACUUUUCUUGGUGCUACAGGGACCAUUGAUUUUUCGAAGGCAAAGAUUCAAGACAUUGAAUGGAUUCGACCACAUCAUCAACGUUUGGUCACUUCUGCAAAGACCGUUGAGGAUGUUAGAACUUUGGCCGAUUAUAAUAUCCAACAAGAGUCUACAUUGGAUCUGGUUCUGAGGCUUGGUGGAUAUGAUAUCCUGAUUUAUGUUGUGAUUAAUUUGAAAGGGAACUGGAAGAUCAUCAUUCUGGAAGUGGAAAAGUUGUACACCGUUGAAGAUGUGAAGGAAAAGAUUAAGGACAAAUAG